Homarus americanus (American lobster) is the source of this 5878-nucleotide messenger RNA. RefSeq names its product serine/threonine-protein kinase tricornered-like (gene trc). Gene Ontology annotation, biological process: intracellular signal transduction; peptidyl-serine phosphorylation. The record is from RefSeq and is a predicted model, not a curated record. Gene Ontology annotation, molecular function: protein serine/threonine kinase activity; ATP binding. The transcript has 12 exons. NCBI's taxonomy places the organism in Eukaryota, Metazoa, Arthropoda, Malacostraca, Decapoda, Nephropidae. Bases 775 to 2310 code for a protein of 511 amino acids.
UGAGUUUAUUUCCUUUAUAAGGUUUCAUAAGAAUUGCUGUUGGUUGGAAAAUACUAACUGUGAUUAUUACCAGGAACCUCGUGUAAGCUGGUGGCAGUAAAACGACGUCACUGCAUGUUGCACAUACCCAGAUAUUGUGUUGGGAACAUAAAGCUCAGAUCUAACGGAAAUAGUGCAGUGAUGGGGUGUGAGGGAAGAUAGUGAGUGAGUCAGGAACACAGCUAAGACUGGUGGCAUCAGCUGACUGACUGGUGUGGGCGAGUCCGUUGACCAAGACACACACCAGUACACAGGCAAGGACGCCACGCUCGAGACCUUGGUGCUGUGGCUCCGCCUUCAUUAUCACCACGAGUGUGACUGCGGCCUCACCCUCCUGUCUGCUGGUCCUGCGCUCUGGCUUGAGGGGCUGUGUGUCAGUCCUCGCCACAGCUAACUCGUCCAUUCCUCUGUGUGUGUAGUUUAGUGAGCAGAGUUGUUAAGGGACGUAUUGAGGUGUACCACAGUGUCAUGGUACACACACGUGCCACCUCCUGACUGUGGUCUUCUUGUGUUAACACUAGCAUGGCGAAACCUCAGACGUUAGCCUGACUAGCACGGGAGGUUGACCCUAGCCUUGUGAAGGUGGGGGAAGAGUGGAAUAAGAAAAUAGGCAUAGAAAGAGAAAGUGGUGGAGGAGGAGGAAGAGAAAAGAGGGGAGUCAAAAGAGUAAGAGAGGCAGGAGGCAGCAGCGGGUGGUGCACCUAUGCCCGCGGCUGGUGCCUCACGCUGCCCAUCAUGGACUUCUGGCAACACUUCUUUGGACUCUCCCACGAGAACAACAACGUCCCUGUUCACUCAGCGCCUGCAGGGGUGGGGCGGAUGGCGGCUACAGAGAGUCAGAUUCGCUUCAGCGGCCACACCCUCGACAAGGCCACAAAAGCGAAGGUUACGCUAGAGAAUUAUUAUUCUAACCUUAUAGCACAGCAUUUAGAAAGAAAACAAAGGCAAGAUAAGUUAGAGGAGAGUAUGAAAGAGGAAGGACUUUCUGAGGACCAGAAACAAGAGAAGCGACAACAGCAUGCACAAAAAGAGACAGAGUUCCUCCGCCUCAAAAGAUCUAGGCUUGGUGUUGAAGACUUUGAAGCCCUCAAGGUUAUUGGCAGAGGAGCAUUUGGAGAGGUGCGAUUAGUGCAGAAAAAAGAUACUGGUCAUGUCUAUGCUAUGAAGAUAUUACGAAAAGCUGAUAUGUUGGAGAAAGAACAGGUUGCUCAUGUAAGAGCAGAGAGAGACGUUUUGGUGGAAGCUGAUCACCAGUGGGUCGUCAAGAUGUUUUACUCGUUUCAAGAUCCUAUCAACCUGUACUUAGUGAUGGAGUUUCUUGCUGGUGGUGAUAUGAUGACCCUCCUCAUGAAAAAGGAUACUCUAUCUGAAGAAUGCACACAGUUUUAUAUCGCUGAAACGGCUCUUGCUAUAGACUCCAUUCAUAAACUAGGUUUCAUUCACAGGGAUAUCAAACCAGACAAUCUGCUGUUAGAUGCCAGAGGACAUAUAAAAUUGUCUGACUUUGGCUUAUGUACAGGAAUGAAGAAGUCUCAUCGCACAGAAUUUUAUAAAGAUCUUAGUCAAGCCAAACCUUCUGAUUUCACGACCUACUCCAAUGUUCCAGCAACAAAUCCUAUGGAUUCAAAGCGUCGGGCAGAGAGCUGGAAGAAAAAUCGGCGAGCACUUGCUUACUCUACUGUAGGAACUCCAGACUACAUAGCACCAGAAGUUUUCAUGCAGACAGGCUAUGGACAAAGCUGUGAUUGGUGGAGCCUUGGUGUUAUAAUGUAUGAAAUGCUUAUAGGUUACCCGCCAUUUUGUAGUGAGAACCCUCAGGAGACUUACCGAAAGGUGAUGAGUUGGCGCGAGACAUUAGUGUUUCCCCCUGAGGUUCCCAUCUCUGAGCAGGCAAAGGACACCAUCCUACGUUUAUGUUGUGAGGCAGACCGCAGAGCUGGUUCUCAUCAAGGGAUAGAAGAUCUUAAGAGUAUGAAAUUCUUCCAGCAAGUUGAUUGGGAACAUACAAGGGAACGCCCCUCAGCAAUUCCUGUUGAAGUUAAAUCUAUUGACGACACCAGCAAUUUUGAUGAGUUCCCAGAAGUUGAUAUCAAAUUGCACCCGCAUUCAGCAGACUCUCGACUGUCCAUCAUGGUUGGGAGCAAGGCUUUAGCUGAUGCUGCUUCUCCACCAGUAAAGGAAGGCGAGGCAGGAUACAAGGACUGGGUCUUCAUCAAUUACACCUACAAACGGUUUGAAGGUCUCACUCAGAGAGGUCUAAUACGUCCAUAGGCCAAAACAUGUUGCAAUUCACAAUUUGUGACAGAAGGACUCUUCAUAGAAACAGACCCAUGCAAUGAAUAUUAUGAUGGGUCAUGUACAAGGUUUGUGACAACAAACAUUUGACCUGGAGCUUGUGAUAAGGUGAAAUGUGAUGUUGAGUGUAACAUUUAACAUCUCGGGUCUUGUGGCCUGAACAGUGGUCUGAAAAAAAAAACAUUCAUAUAAAGAGUGACUGAUAGUAUAAAUCUUAAUGAGACAGUGCUAGUUGCAUUAAGAGGGAUGCAAUCUAGGGAAAAGAUGGUGAGGUACAAUAGCAGGGGCUCAGGAUAAAUAAACUAUGCUGAAUAGUUUCUCAGGUCUUAAGACUCAGCUUUAUUCCUUUCAACUUAGAGAACAGUGCCACAAAAAAUUGGCACUUAUAUCAAACAAUCUCCCACCUUUUCCCCUCUUUUUUUUUUUUUUUUUUUUUUUUUUUUUUUUUAGUGUUCACACACCUUACAAACAUGGCACUAUACAUGAAGUACAUAUAUUGCCAUGUGUUGUGCCCAACCACUAGAGUUGGUAGAGAACACAAGUAGUUCACCAGCAGGUCACGAUGUGUUGGUGUUGUACAUCACUGUUUCCCACUAUGUGAGAAAUAGCUCUUACAUCUUUUCUUGUAAGAUAUUUUUUAUUUGUCAUUUUAUAAUUUUUAUGAUUAUGGGACCCAGUGAUUUUUUUUUCUUUUUUCUCAAGUGUGAUUAGAAACUUAUGUUUCAUUAAUCAUUGUGUGAAUAUUGCAUUAUAAUUUUAAUGUGAUUUUAGCUAAGCCUUACAGCUGAAGACAGACUGUGAUAGAAUCCCAGCAAAACAGUGAUUGAAUGUCCCCUUCAGUGAUAUAUUUUAAGUUUUAUCACCUUAAACUUUUCAAGGUUUUAUGUUUUGGUUUUCACUGGUAAACCAGUGUGAGAUGAACUUAUUCAACACCUUUGGACUGCAGAAAACCAAGAACAUGGAUAUCCAGAACUGUGCAGAUAUGAAAGCAAGUGACAUCUAAAUAUAAACUGACCAAGAUUUAUGUUUGGGAUAAAUGUUGACAUUGGGCAUGAUUUGAUCAGUAUUUAAUAGUAUUUGCCAGUCCUUUUCAUUUAUACCUUCUCCAUUUCAUCUCAUGUUUUAGUAUUUAUUUGUUUCAUAUUGCAUCAUUUUGACAGAAAUGAAAAAGAAGUGGCAUAUAUGAAAUGAAAGAUGUUAGUAUUUGUUGAUUUGUUAAUGGUAAAUAAAUUUUUUGCGCAAUAAUACUUCCCCUUCCAAGCCAUGGUUGUGAGCAUGCAUAUUUUUUUUUUAUGUUUAAAGUCUGAAUAUUGAAUACUGUGAGAAAUUUCUUUGCUUUAAGUGAAGAAUUAAUAGUGCUGUUACUUUGCAAGCAUUGACCAUAGGGUAUUUUAUAGUUCAAAAAUUUGCAAGAGGACUUCUUGAUUUGUCUUAUUUGGUUUACUUUUUCAGUUUUUUUAAUGCAUAAUAAUAUCCCACUUUAACUGUUUGUAUCUUCAAAGUAGCAAAUAAACAUUAACCGAUUAGUAAAGAAAGCCUGUAUUAGUAUUAGAACUCAACAAUCACAGUCACUGUGUUAUUACCACACACACUGGUGUAAGUACAAUUGGGUUGUCCAUGUUAGAUUUUGUUUUAAUUUUGGAUGGGGAUAGUUAUAUUAAAUGUUUAGUAUAAGGAAAGAUUAAGUUGGAAUCCUUCUUUCUUUCAGAUGAUGUUACUUAAUGCAAUCUUUAAUAUAUUUUAGACAAGAUGUUACCAUUUAGAAUUCAUGUAGUGAAUAGAUUUCUCUUUCAAGAAAACCAGGUAAGUCACUGUAGUAAAUGUGGCUGAUGAGUGCUAACAGGAUACACACAGUAGCAACUGGUUGGACUUGGGCUGUCCCUCCCCUCCAGUACAGAUAGGAUCACAUUUUAGUUCAACUUUUGUAAUUUAUUUUAUUGUACAUAUUCUAUUCUUUAAAAAUAAAUCCCUAGAUUGUGUUGAAUGUGUUGCACAUUAGCAGUUGAAUGAAUACUAGACUAAUAAUUAGAUAUUUAUUUUGAAGUCUGUCUGAGUUUGUUGAUGGCUAUUAUUAGUUUAAAAUGUAGCUGUAUGUGAAAUGUGUUCAAUUUAUACCUAAACUAUUCAAAAUUUGGUGUUGAUUAAUCAUACUCAGCUGUGAGUAUAUUCCCAGGAUUCAGACAAUUUCAUUAUGUUUUAUGGAAAGAUCUUGCUUUGAUUGUUCAUAUUAAUGUUAUUAAAUAAUAGUUGAGUUUUGGAAACAGAAAAAAUGACAAAAAGAUAUUUUCAACACUCAAACAGGUUGACAGUAUCACACAAUGAAGGUUUAGAUUGAACAUCAGGUAGAGUGCUGAUGUUGCAGUAGGAAUGUGAGUGUGCUGUUUGUGUCGCAGAGGUUUGUGGUGCAAGUAAUUUAUUUUUUUAUUUUUUUUUUUAACCUUGACAUCUGAUUGGGAAGGCUGUUUAAACAUUCUACCAAUUAAGAUGUGCCUACAUUGUAAAUAGAGAUUCUGUUGUAGAUACUAAUUUUGGGCUUCAUUGUAUGAAAAGACUCGAACAUCUCAUCCUCCAUGAAGAUAUAGAGUCCUUUUAGAAUAUAUAUGUGGAGGUUAAAAUAAGUAAGGUAACUACAGACUUGCUAACCACUAAGCCUUAACUCCAGUGUUAAUAGCCUCAGCAUAGUGCAGUUCAAGGGUGUAUUUCUCAGCAUCUAGAUAGAUUAUACUGUUUUGCUACAAGUUUAUAGUGUCUCUGAAUAAAAAUACAUUCCUCAUGAUGUAAGUAAUGACUGUCAAGAUUAUGCCACAUUGUAUCUGGCAUUGUACAGUAAUACGUCUUGUUAUUGAUAAGUAAAUCUCCUAAAAACUUUAUAGCUCUCCUGAGAGUGCAUAAGUACCGUCCGUGGGACAUGUAUUGUGGAGUAAAAGGGUAAGAAACAUUGAUUUAUAUUAGUUAACCCCAUAUCACUUGAUUUAAAAUCUUAUUUCUAUGAGAAUUAGGCAGUAAUCAGAUAACACAGGGAUAUUUACAAUCUGUAAUCAUAAACAACCAGUGUAUUUUUCAGUAAUCUAAAUUGUAUAGUUGUUUCAUCAGGUAUCAUUUUAGGCAUAAACUAAUACUGUAAUGAUCAAACUGCUUUGCCAGAGAAACUAUUUUUCCUAGUGAGGAACAACAGUAAUCUUAUAUGACCAGUUUCCUUUAUUAUUACUCUGAAUAUAACCAAGUCAUAAGAAAAAGGCCUGGGCACAAUUGCCAUACUGGCUUACCUCCCUUUGCACAGUAAAAUAGUUUCACGGCAGAUGUAAUGUGUAAGAGAAUUCUACUUUCUGGGAUUAGUAUCUAAGGCAUAAAGCAGUUGAACACUAAUUUACCCUUAACAAGUGUUAUAACAACUUGCCCGUUAUCACUAAAGGAGCCCAUUUUGUUUUGUGUAACUAACAAUUUGUGGCUCCUACCGUGGGGGUUCCAAGGGAGAUCUCGUGUAAAUAUAGAGACAGCAGUAGCUCCUGUAACUAGUCACCAAUAAAAGAAUAAUAUAACCUAA